This is a messenger RNA of Malus domestica (apple), 1263 nucleotides long. NCBI's taxonomy places the organism in Eukaryota, Viridiplantae, Streptophyta, Magnoliopsida, Rosales, Rosaceae. The record is from RefSeq and is a predicted model, not a curated record.
CAAGAGCUGCUUCUUCCUCUCCAUAGCCCUCCUCAUCACCCUCACCGUACACUGGCCCUCACCAUCGUCAGGGAAACCACCACCGACGUUGCUCCAGACAAGCCGAAUGAGGAGUCAACGACAACUCCGAAGGUGCCCUUUUUUUGGCCAAAUGAUUGGGGCCUCAAGGAGUUGCAAAGGCCAAUGCUGGUGUUGCUUUUGGUGACGUGUUUGAACUGGAUUGCGUUGUUCCCGUUCUUAUUGUUCAACCUUGACUGGAUGGGAAAUGAGGUGUACUCCGGCCAGUUCGGUAAAGGGAGACUGUACGAUUUGGGGGUGAGGGCCGGUUCACUCGGCCUCUCGUUAAACUCUGUCCUUUUAAGGUUCAUGUCUCUCGGGGUCGAGCAUCUCGGCCGUUGGGUUGGUGGGGUCAAGAGAUUGUGGGUUGUUGUCAACUUCUUGCUCGCCAUCUGCAUGGCCUUGACUGUUUUAAUCACUAAAUUGGCUGAGGCCAGCCGACACGGUCACAUCGGAGUUGAGCUGCCUCUGCCACCUGCCGGUAUCAAGGCCGAUGCAUUGUCUCUGUUCGCUGUGCUUGGCAUUCCUCUAACGAUUUUCUUUCGACAAAAAAAAAAAAGAACAGAUUUUCACUUGGGAGCUUGCCAGUGGCGGAUCCAGUAAAUAAUAUUAGGGGUACCAGAUAUAACAUGCAUAUCGUCAUUUCAUCGAGUCUUGGUAGGCCUGAAGUCAUUUGAAAAUGCAUACUACAGACAUGUUAAUGUAUGAAAGGGGCAACACCCAAGGUAUUCAUGGACAUUCAUGGGCAACACCCAAUUAUGAAGCCAACUAUAAUCUUCAAAAGGGCAACACUCAAGGUAUCCAUGGAUAUUCACCAAAAUUCGGAAGGUCAGCACCUAAAGUAUCUAUAGACGUUCAUCGAAGUUCAGGGGGCCAGCUAACCCCCCUUGCCCCUUAAUGGAUCCGCCAAUGGAGCUUGGGGACUAAUUAGUUUCAUUGUUUUACCUUUUAACUUUUGGUGGUAACAUAUUUUUGCCUUGUUUUUCAAGAACCAAAGGGUUAUCCGUUAUCGUUAUCCAGAAGGUGUUUUUGUUUGUUUUUAUCCGAAGUCAUUUAGUGCAUGCAGAAAAGGUUUCACCAUGCAUUUACUAGGAUAAGGAAAACUAUUUUGAUUCUUUGAACAACUCCUCAUUGUGGUUUUAUUUUACAAAUUAAUUUUUCAUAAUUAAAGGGGAUUGAUUAAUUAUGUGUGUAGACAUCGAAAUU